Paramormyrops kingsleyae is the source of this 5135-nucleotide messenger RNA. It is a transcript of the gene zmat3, whose product is annotated as zinc finger, matrin-type 3. The record is from RefSeq and is a predicted model, not a curated record. NCBI's taxonomy places the organism in Eukaryota, Metazoa, Chordata, Actinopteri, Osteoglossiformes, Mormyridae. Gene Ontology annotation, molecular function: zinc ion binding; nucleic acid binding.
CGUCUGGCUGGAAGAAGUUCGCUAAGGAUGCGGUGAAGAUGGCGAUGAAUGUGAAAAAUAGUGGUGCUUAUUAUGAAAGUAAUGAUCACUUUAGAAGUCACAGUCCUCAGCCUCUAAAUUACGGGACUGGCAGCACCUAUUUCCCUGGCUUAGCAGGUCCUGAUCCUGUACUGAAGCCACCCAUUAAUCUAAUGUGCCAGCCACAACAGCAGCCUUUCCAGACGAUGCCACCAUCUCAGCCGCUUGGGCCUCCAGUAGUUGUUCCUUCCGAUCCCCUACCAUUUUCUCUGUCCGUUCCCUUGUCUGCCAAAUCCCCUCCCUAUGUCCAAAUUCUGCAUAGGUCCCCUGCCCCUACUUUGCCCCCCCCUAGUCCCAAGGCUCAGGAGGAGGAGUGUCAGGCAGGGGGAGGGGAGCAGGAAAUCACCCUGGAGGAGCUCUGUAAGCCUUUGUACUGCAAGCUCUGCAACGUCACACUGAAUUCAGCCCAACAGGCUCAGGCACAUUAUCAGGGUAAAAACCACAGUAAGAAACUAAGAAAUUUUUAUGCUGGCAGUCAGCAACCUCCUCCUUUAAGAAUAACGGAGGCAGCAGAGCCCGUUUCCUUACAGCCCCUAACGAAUCCACCAACGGAAAGUGCUACGGCAUGCAAGCAGGGAGCCAGCCGAGUGAUCCUGGCCACGGAGAAUGAUUACUGCAAGCUGUGUGACGCCUCCUUCAGCUCCCUCGCCGUAGCACAGGCGCAUUACCAGGGGAAGAACCACGCAAAAAGACUGAGGCUCGCCGAGGCCCAGCAGAGCGCCACCUACCUAGACUCAUCAGAAUUGAGCCAAAGGUGGCAGAGGAAAGAAGGAAAUGAGUUCAAACCGAUCAGGAAUCGCAGGAAUGUGCCUCCCAACGUUUCAGGUCCGUAUUACCACCCACGCCCCCGCCAGAGGAUCCCCCGGGACCUGGCCAUGUGCGUGACACCCAGCGGCCAGUUCUACUGCUCCAUGUGCAACUCCGGGGCCAGCGAGGAGGCCGACUUCCGCCUGCACCUCGAAAGCAAGCAGCACAAGAGCAAGGUGUCAGAGCAGCGGUACCGCAGUGAGAUGGAGAACCUGGGCUACACUUAGAGAACAGGGGAAGGCUUCUCAUUCCGGGCAAGACUAUGAAAGGAGGUAGCCAGUGUAAGAUGAGGGCCAUUUUGAUAUACGAGUUUAGUCUUAAUCAAAUUAUCCUCUCACAUUUGUCUUCGAUUUAAUUUGAUUUGUAUGAAAAUAUACAAUGCUGGAUCUAUUUAUUUCCAUAUUUAUUUUUGACCAAAAAGGAUUGUACAAAUACUUCUCCCACUGGGUAACUAAAAAUAUGACCAUCUCGCGAUCUUGCCUUGUUGUGUUUUGUUGCAAUCAGAGCAAGUAAUUGCUUUUAAUUUAAACCUGUGGUUCUCAAAGCAUUCUUGAAGAAUCACUGCAUAUGCUGGCUUGACUGAUCUCUUAAUUAAUGGAGUUUACAAUCAAGAUUUUUUAGAAGAUACUAACUUUGCAAGCUCCUUUAAGGAAAGUAAUAUGGGUGCAGUUGCAUGAAAAUUUUUAUUGAGUUUUAUUCUGAUAAAUUAGCCACUCAUUUCAUUGUUCAAGGUACUUUACCUAUCUAAUAAUUAAUGCAUCUUGUACUGUAUAAUUACAUUAAGAGCAAGAUGUGUUUUUAAACAUCUCUAUAAAGAGAAAAAUCAGGAUAAAUCAUAAUAAUCAUUUAAUCUGCAGCAAUCAUAACCAAUUAAUAACCAUUUAGCCAAACCAGCAUAUGCAAAAAUGGCCCAAGACCAAGCUUUAAAAACCAUUGCUUGAAAAAGCAAAUAUAUUCUUGCAAUCUCCAGAUUGAUGUACAUUGGCAGUCCGCCCAUACUGUCCGUUUUUUAGUUAUUGUUGGUUUCCAGAAAACAUGUAACGUCACCAGUUAAUGCUGCUGAAAAAUUGCACUCUUGACACUCACCACUAUAAUGCUUUAUGUUUAAAUUGUGAAGACAAUUAUUUUUCAUUGGCUUAAUGCAAAUUAUUUUCAGUGUAUUUUUAAAAUUUUUGUAGAGACUGACUUUGAGUGUGUGCUAAUUAUCUGUAGUCAUUUUUGUAAUUAGACCAAAACUCAUGUUUCUCCUGUUAAGGGAAGGUUUCUGUGCUGAGAACAUUGGAAUAAUUCAGUUCAUUAUACAUUUAAAGCACCAUACGAUUGUUGUAUGGGAAACUGUGUCUUCUAGACCCAGGGUUAUUUAGAAGUUAUUAUUCAAAGUGAAAUAAACCACAGACACGUAACUGUUUAAAUAAAUUACAGGCUGUGAAUUGCUCUAUUAUUAACUUUUCAGCAAUUAAAUGUCUAAUAAGACAUUUGAGGGAAGGCAUAGGAUGAUAUUUAAAACACUGUAUUCACUGUUUGUGCACUAAUUCUGUUUAAGUUUUCUAUUUAGAAUUGUGUUAUGUUAACAAGGUAGUGUUACUUUUAAUAUUUCUUGUUAUGACUUGUAAUGAUAAGCUAAUAACAAAUUUUCAUUGGGACUUUAAAAUGUGUUCUAAACUUAUGCAUGCCUUUCUCUGAAUUCCAUCUUCUGCUCAAAUUUUUACAUCUGUAACCCCCACUAAAAGUAUCUAUUAUUGUGACAUUCUUAAAGCUUAUGGUGUAAGAUGCACAUUAUGUCAACAUGAAAAUUAACAUGUAUCAUUAUUUUACAUUUAAAUAUGGUCUUUAUUAACUGUGUAUUAGAACCACUUAUGGUUUUCAACAUGUGUAAUAUGCCCAUAGUAGUAAUAUAUUUGCAUUUCUAUUAUUAUAUAUUUUAUAGUGGGACAACAACAAAUUCAUUUAUAGAUAAAGAAAUUAUUUUAAAUAUACAAUGCAAUCUUUUAUUUAAAGCUUGCUUGUUUUGUAAAAGCCACUGGACUUAGUAGAUGCUUGUUUUAUGCAUUAUGUAUUUAUGUAUGUAUGUUUAUUAUUAUUAUUUAUUAUUAUUAUUAAUGUUACUACUAGAUGUGUUAUGAAAGCAUGUAUAAUGGAAACUGAAUCACAUGUUUGUUCUGGGCAACACUAGCCCAGAACAUCUCCCAGUCUGAACACUGUCAUUACUGAGUCCUGAAUCCUGUCCUUCCUGAAAGGUCACUAAAGGGAACUGAAGGCCUUCUGUCUGCUAAUGCAACGUUCUGUAGCAUCCGUGUCUCAUUCUGGCCCUUAAGGCAGCAGAGUCUCUCAGCCAAAGUGUUUAAUCCAUGGCUUAGCUGACCUAGAUGGUCUUUACAACCUGCCGGACUCCAGCCCUGUAAUGUUAGUUAGGACCCCAUUUUCUAACGGUGGGAAUUUAUUGCCGGUAGAUUUAACUUUUGAGUGGUUUCGGGUUAGUAUGUAGCCCUUAAGCAGCGCAUAUUUAUUUCUGAAGGGAAGAAAAGCGAAUUCCUUUUAUUAUGAAGCACUAUGGCGUACAUUUUAUGUAUAUUUUUCUAAAUAACAAUGAUUGUGCAUAGUUUAUGGUUAUUGUUAGAAAGAUUUUCUCUAAAAUUAGUUUGAGUCUGCACUGUAAAAUAGUAUCGACUCUAACAAAGCAGGGCAUUGAUAUAAGAAAGCCUUAAACAAAAUGUUACAAUUUCAGGGAAGUUGUGGCACUUUAUUUUCUAUGUUAUGUAUUACCAAGAUUUCAUAACUAUUAUACUCUGUUAAAUUCCAUUGAAGUUUUCCAUGUAGAAUUUCUGUUUCUGAGUAACAUGUUUGUGGAUUCAAGAUUUUCCUUUUUUCUUUUUUUUUUUGGUACUGGAGUCAUUGAGAAGCUCAUCCUGUAUUUGGGAGCCAGUCUCUCCUUGGAUGAAGCCUUUUGUAUGUUUUUUUUUCAGCUGCCCUGUCCAGUGUAAAACAUGUUUCCGUAAUCAUCAUCGUGUCAUUAGGUGGUUCAUAAAAAACAAAUCAUAAAGCGCUUUGUGAGAAUGAUUCAGAUUUGACUUCACUAGUGAAUUACUGAAGUAUUUUCUUACCCAGUUUUGUCAGCACAUGUAGAGAAGAUGAAUUAUGGUAUAAAAUGUUAAAUACGUUGAAAAUUAGCCCAUAGUAAUUUGCAAAAAGCACCUCAUGAACUUAGAAAAGCAGAAAAAGAGAAAUAGUGCCUUCUAAAACUGCCAAAUAGUUUCAUGGUUGCCUCAAGGACAGACUUAAGUCUUUUGUACACAGGAUGUAAAAUUGGGCUAUUGGGCUUUCACAAAUUAGUUGAGAGUCAGUUCUGUUCUCUUUAGAUCGUAUGAAAAAUAAAAUGUUUUUAGGAUUAAUUCGUGCAUGUGAAUAGACAUUCUGCAAAAUUGCCCAUUGCAGAAUUGAAAUAUUUUGUUUAAAACUUGAGUACUGUGAUCUAAUUAAGAUUUCAAAACCCAAAUAUAGUCAGAUGGACUACAAGUGUUUGAAGACCGGAGUGAUCUGCAAGUCCCCUCUGAAACGUCCCAGUGUGGAUGGAAAAGCACAGUGUUGCUAUAAUUAUUUGACUUUAUUUCUAAAUGUCAAUGAAAUUUUUCACCCAAAAUUUUUAACAAAAAUGCAGUGUUUAUUUUUGUUGUAGUUGUCAAUAUCUAUUUAAAAGAAUUAUAAGCAUUAAAGUAUUGCAGCAAUCAAUCCUAACUUCAAUUAGCUGUAAGAAUAAGUUCCGUCAUCCAAAAUUAUAUUGUUAACUAGCCAGCUGGAUUUAGCCAGUCACUUAGCAGAUUUUAUUAUAAUAAUUUUAAAUAGUGUUGUACGACCAGUAAUUUUAACACAUCACAUCUUUUGAAAGAUCACUUCAAAUACCUAUAUUUUGAUUUCAGUUUGAUUUGGGGGAAUGCAUGGUGCUUAGGAGUCUGAUGCAAAAUUAUUCUAUUUUUUAACCUUGUCCACUAGUCAAGUUGUGGAUCAUUCAUGAGAAGUCAGCAGUGUAAAAUCAUUAGUCAUUCUACCCCUAUUGUCCUCCGAAACCUGAAAUCGUUGUGGAGCACUCUGGUCGCGAAGGUGAAUGUAUAGACCACAGCAUCUGUACAUAUUUUCAGAAAGUAAUCACAAGGAUAUCUAAAUUAUCCUAUAAAUGAUAUCUGAUAGCAUUUUUUGACAUUUUGUCAUUGUAUUAUAAGUAUUUGCUUCCACGUAAUAAAAUUAAUCAAGCGAAA